AUUUCAAUUCCCCGUCACAAUAUAAUGGAAGUGGAUAAAAUCGAUUUGAGUUUGGAUGAAAUUAUCAAAUUAAAUAAAAAAGAACAGAAAGGGAACAGAGGGCGUGGUAGAGGGAGGGGUCAAGGGCGUGGCCGUGGUGAUGGCCGACCAGUACGUGGCAGAGGUGGCGGUAACAUAAGAGGUACACUAAUUAUAACCAAUCGAUCGUUGCGAGGUCAGAGAAGGGGCGGAGCUAACAGAGGGAUAAGAAGGGGAGGAGCUAUCACAGCUGUAAGGGGAAGGAACAGAUAUAAUCAAGUAAAGAAAACAGGGACCAAUCCAUUAGAUAGACUGAAUAGUGAAACUGUUGGCACACAACAAAUGAGAGGUAGGGGUGGAAUUCGGGGAAGGCUUAGAGGAAGAGGUGGUCUUAGGGGCCGGGGUCUAAGAAGAGGUCAGGGCCAGGUCAGAGGUCAGGGCCAGGUCAGAGGUCAAGGUGCUAUAAGAGGUCAAGGUCAAAGUAUAGGUACAGGACUGAUAAGCUUAAAUAGGCGGAAAGAACAAGCUAUAAAGAGUCUCUUGAAGGCCAAACAGACAUUAGCGAGUCUUAAUGCAAGACAGCGAGAACAGAAACAAAGUCGAGGACUUUUAAUAAACCAGAGACGAGGGCUACAGACAUCCACCAACAGUUUGAAUAAAUUAGGUCGAGGUGGGGGGAGAGGUAGAGGUGGGAGAGGUAGAGGAGGGGCUGUGAGAGGGGGGCUAACUAGAUACAACAGCAAUAUGUCCCUUACCUCAGUCGGGUCACAGUCACAGAGGCGUGGACGAGGUAGAGGUAGAGGUCAAGGUCAGCAAGGGUUGAACCGCACAUUUAGUGGUAGUUUGGUCUCAGUAAGUGGCAUUGGAACCUCAGGGAACAGACAAAGGAGAAGAUGGAGACAACCAAAGACAAAUGACUCCUCAUUAUUGACGAUAUCUGUACAAAAUUCACCGCCAGUAUCACCAAAAAGAAGGAACAAAUUACCAAGGUACAAUGUACCUAACAGAUCAGACUCGAACCCAGAACUGCAGGCUCAGAUACGGAGCUUGAAACCAGCAGUGUCUACGAAAUACAACUUCAAGAAAUCUAUGUUUGCUCAGGCUUCAACAUCAACAUCCCUAAGUGACAGAUUCGCAUCCAGUAGCGCCACAUCACCUAAAGCAGAAAGUGUUAUGACUGACUCCCAGGGACGCAAAGUUUUCUUCUAAAUUUAGUCAUGUGUCAUAGCAACUUAAAGGCUUCCAUUUAUGUAAAAGAAUACCAUGGACUUAGCAUGUGAUAAUAAAUGAAAGUGAUUAGUGAUUUUAUAAAGUGAAGUUAUGAUUUAUUGUGGGUUUUUUUAAUUGGACUAGAAUGUUCCAAUUACAAUGAAAUUGUACAACCUUCGAAGAUAAAAGAACUUCAUCUGGGAAAGAAUUUCAGGAGAUGUUUUUUGUGUAAUUAGAAAAAAACUUCAGAGAGGAAUAAAUCAGAUUUGUGACCCACAGAACAGUUGCUUACUUGUUAAGAAUGCUUUAUAAGGGGGUGAUAAGGUGUUAUUGUCAAGUGGCGUGGUUUUAAAUGACCGGAAUACUGUUUAAAUUACAUAGUUCUCUUAGAAAAUGUUUUAGCAUUGUUUCAUUGAUGGUAAAGGGUAAAACGUGUGAUAUGAAAGCGGAAAAGGUUGGUUUUUAUGAUGGAAGUUUCUGAAUUAGAAGGGAAGAGGCAUGUUUCUCGCCAUUUGUUUUUUAACAUUUUAUCAUGACCAGGAUGAAAGCUUUCAAAUUUAGAGCAAUUAUCGGGGUGAAUGCUCAAUUAAAAUUUUGAAUGAACAUGUAAGUCUUAAUAUAGCAUUUAAUGCUCAGUCCCAUUCUCAUCAUCAUUUUGACUUAAUAUAUGUGUUUGUGUUUUUAUAAUCACAUGAAUGUUAGCUGGGAAGACUUAUGCCCCAAGACAUUAGUCAUAGAAUAGUUCUAGGGUAUUAAAAGAUACAAGUGACAAGAAUCAUGGGAAAUUUGUUGAUAAGUUGAUUAAAAUUUGAUUGUAGAGUCAUUUAUUUCAUUCAUUAAUACUUACUGUAAUUUUGACUCACUAUGAACAUCUGCUUUUAAAUGAAUGAGCAAUAUGAUUUUAUUCAACUCGUUCAAUAAAUUUAGUAUUAAAUCUACACUUAUUCAAUAUCCGCUAUAUCAGUAUCCUAUAUUCAAUAUAUAAGCGCAAAAAGAUAUGAAAUAAGUGGAAUCUUCACACCUCACACUAUUAUCAUGGAUAAAAAUACUUCACAAAACAACCAGCUAGGUUAUGGAAUAAGUGUUUAAUGAACAUAUCAAGUUAAGAAUUAAUAUGUUCUUUUGUUUUAUUCAAUUAUGUUGUGUUUACAUGUAGAUUUAUUUAUCUAUCAUCCAUUUUAGUAUACAUGUAGAAUAAAUUGUUUUUUCUUUAAA
Molecule: messenger RNA, 2442 nt
Organism: Ruditapes philippinarum (Manila clam)
Lineage: Eukaryota; Metazoa; Mollusca; Bivalvia; Venerida; Veneridae
Product: THO complex subunit 4-like
Exons: 9
Coding region: 25-1227 (400 amino acids)
Source: RefSeq, a predicted model, not a curated record